Molecule: messenger RNA, 724 nt
Organism: Aspergillus ibericus CBS 121593
Lineage: Eukaryota; Fungi; Ascomycota; Eurotiomycetes; Eurotiales; Aspergillaceae
Product: Phenylacrylic acid decarboxylase
Exons: 1
Molecular function (GO): catalytic activity
Source: RefSeq, a predicted model, not a curated record
GGCCUGGAGAGCGGUACCCUUCCGAAUCGCCCAUGCUGACAACCAAGACGCAGAAGACGUCACCAAGUCAUUACUGGAAAUGGAAUACUCAUGGGAAUAACCCAGAUUCAUCCAGUCUUACCCCUCCAGUGGCAUCAUUUCACUUCUUCCCAAACAACUCCUCCCACCUCGCCAACACUCUCCCCUUCAACUCCUCCGAGUACAACCCCUCCAUCCCCGCCUCUACACAACCACCCCCCCACCAACACCCCCCACCAACCCAACCUCCGGCACAACCGCCUCAUCCUGGCCCUCACCGGCGCGACGGGCUCCAUCUACGGCAUCCGCACGCUCCAAACCCUGCACAACCUAAAUAUCACCACGCACCUCAUCCUCUCCAAAUGGGCCCUCAGCACCCUCACCUACGAAACACCCUACACCCCCACCGACCUGACCACCCUCGCCACCCACACGCACAGUCCACGGGACCUCUCCGCGCCCCCCCCCCCCCCCCCCCCCCCCCCCAGCAGCGGCAGUUUCCCGCACGACGGAAUGAUCAUCGCGCCCUGCAUGAUGAAGACCCUCGCUGCGAUCCGCAUGGGGUAUGGGGAGGAUUUGAUCGCCCGGGCCGGGGACGUGUGUAUUAAAGAGGGGAGGAAGUUUGGUGCUUAUGGUGCGGGAGACGCCGUUGAGUGCCUUGCAUUUGGAGAAUAUGUUACACCUGGCGAGGUUGGGGGUUGUGGUG